Cydia splendana is the source of this 4470-nucleotide messenger RNA. RefSeq names its product mucin-2-like (gene IIM1). The annotation marks the transcript as partial. NCBI's taxonomy places the organism in Eukaryota, Metazoa, Arthropoda, Insecta, Lepidoptera, Tortricidae. Gene Ontology annotation, molecular function: chitin binding. The record is from RefSeq and is a predicted model, not a curated record. Gene Ontology annotation, cellular component: extracellular region. The transcript is spliced from 10 exons.
AAUCAUUUUUACCUAUUUUUAGGUGUCGUAGCAGCAUUAUUAGUAGCCGUGGUCGCCGUAGCGGCCGACGAUUCGUGUCCAUCAGACUGGACCCAGGACAAACUUCUGGUUCAUGAUGAUUGCAACAAGUUCUACAUGUGCAGAUUUGGUGAACCCGUUGAGAUGACCUGCUGGGGAGACCUUUUCUUCAACAUUCAUACCUGGGAGUGCGACUGGCCCUCGGAAGUAGAAUGCGGUGACAGGAAAAUUCCUGGACAAGAGCCUACGACUACUGCUGAGCCAGAAACAGAGCCGACCACCCCUGAGCCCACCACUGCUGAGCCUACCACCGAAGAACCUACAACUGCAGAGCCUACCACCGCAGAACCUACCACCUUAGAACCAACAACUGUUGAGCCUACUACCGAAGAACCUACCACUGUAGAACCAACAACUGUUGAGCCUACUACCGAAGAACCUACAACUGUAGAGCCUACAACCGAAGAACCUACAACUUCUGAGCCUACUACUGAAGAACCUACCACCGUAGAACUAACAACUGUUGAGCCUACCACCGAAGAACCUACAACUGCUGAGCCUACCACCGAAGAACCUACGACUGCUGAACCUACAACUGCCGAGCCGACCACCACGGAACCCACGACGGAAGAACCCGCAACACCCGCGCCUGGGUUCCUCGAGAACGGUUGCCCCGUGGACCCCCACAUCCACUGGCUACUGCCUGUGGAGGGAGACUGCAACGGGUUCUACUACUGCGUGUGGGGAGAACUGGUGCUGAGGGAAUGCGCGCCCGUCCUACACUUCAAUAGAGAACUUCAGUGUACAAGGCUAGCCGUCAUAGCAGCCUUAUUAGUGGCUGUGGUGGCCGUUGCGGCCGAGGAGUCAUGUCCGUCCGACUGGUGGGCAAAUGAUAAACUUCUGGCCCACGAAGACUGCCAAAAAUUCUAUAUGUGCUCAUUAGGCAAACCAGUAGAGAUGACCUGCUGCUGCGACCUUUACUUCAACAUUGAAACCGGACAGUGUGACUGGCAGUAUAAUGUAGACUGUGGUGAUAGAAACAUUCCAGGAGAAGAUGCUACGCGUACGCUUGAGCUAGAAAUAGAUCCUACCACUUUAGAAUCUACUACCACUGACCCUACAACUGCUGAGUCAACUACUCCUGAGCCAACGACUACGGAACCCGCCACUUCAGAACCCACAACCCCUGAACCUACUACAACGGAACCUGCCACUUCAGAACCUACAACCCCUGAACCAACGACAACGCAAUCCACCACCCCUGAACCUACUACAACGGAACCUAUCACUUCAGAACCUACAACCCCUGAACCAACGACAACGCAAUCCAUCACCCUAGAACCCACAACCGCUGAACUAACGACAACGGAACCCACAACCCCUGAACCAACGACAACGCAAUCCACCACCCCAGAACCCACAACCCCUGAACCUACUACAACGGAACCUACCACUUCAGAACCUACAACCCCUGAACCAACGACAACGCAAUCCACCACCCUAGAACCCACAACUCCUGAACCAACGACAACGCAAUCCAUCACCCCAGAACCCACAAACCCUGAACCAACGACAACGGAACCCACCACUCCAGAACCCACAACCCCUGCACCUACAACAACAGAACUCACCACUCCAGAACCCACAACCCCUGCACCUACGACAACGGAACCCACCACUUCAGUACCCACAACCCCUGCACCUACGACAACGGAAGCCACCACCCCAGAACUCACAACCCCUGCACCUACGACAACGGAACCCACUACUCCAGAACCCACAACCCCUGCAUCUACGACCACGGAACCCACCACCCCAGAAUCAACAAUCACCGAGCCUACAACCCCUGCACCUACCACCGUGAAACCCACAACACCUGCGCCCGGGUGGCUCGCGAACGGUUGCCCCGUGGACCCCCACAUCCACUGGCUGCUACCUGUGGAGGGAGACUGCAACGGGUUCUACUACUGUGUGUGGGGAGAACUGGUGCUGAGGGCCUGCCCGCCCACUCUUCACUUCAAUAAGGAUCUCCAGGUCUGCGACUGGCCAGCAAACGCUGGUUGCAACUCUUCUGUACCUACAACAACACAACCCACCACUCCAGAACCUAAUGCCACUACGCCCACAACCCCUAAAGAUACCACCGUGAAACCCACAACACCCACGUCUGGGUUCCUUGAGAACGGUUGUCCUACGAACCCCCACAUCCACUGGCUACUACCUGUGGAGGGAGACUGCAACGGGUUCUACUACUGCGUGUGGGGAGAGCUAGUCCUGCGAGCCUGCCCGCCCACUCUGCACUUCAAUAAGGAUCUCCAGGUAUGCGAUUGGCCUGCAAACGCUGGUUGCAACUCUUCUGAACCUCCAACUGAAACGGUACCUACCACUCCAGAACCUACGACCACUGAACCUACGACCACUGAACCUACAACCACCCAACCCACAACCCCUGCACCUACGACAACGCAAGCCAACACCCCAGAACCCACAACCCCUUCACCUACGACAACGGAACCCACCACCCCAGAACCCACAACCCCUGCAUCUACGACCACGGAACCCACCACCCCGGAAUCCACAACCCCUGCAUCUACGACCGCGGAACCCACCACCCCAGAACCCACAACCCCUGCACCUACGACAAUGGAACCCACCACCUCAGAACCCACAACCCCUGCAUCUACGACCACGGAACCCACCACCCCAGAAUCCACAACCCCUGCAUCUACGACCGUAAAACCCACAACACUGGCGCCUGGGUGGCUCGAGAACGGUUGCCCCGUGGACCCCCACAUCCACUGGCUGCUGCCUGUAGAGGGAGACUGCAACGGGUUCUACUACUGCGUGUGGGGAGAACUGGUCCUGAGAGCCUGCCCGCCCACCCUGCACUUUAAUAAGGAUAUCCAGGUCUGCGACUGGCCCGCAAACGCGGGAUGCAAUUCUUCUGUACCUACAACAACACGACCCACCACUCUGGAACCUUAUUCUACUACGCCUACAACUCCUAAAGAUACCACCGUGAAACCAACAACACCCACGUCUGGGUGGCUCGAGAACGGUUGUCCUACGAAUCCCCACAUCCACUGGCUGCUACCUGUAGAGGGAGAUUGCAACGGGUUCUACUACUGCGUGUGGGGAGAACUGGUGCUGCGAGCCUGCCCGCCCACUCUGCACUUCAAUAAGGACCUCCAGGUGUGCGACUGGCCCGCAAACGCUGGUUGCAACUCUUCUGAACCUCCAACACCUACAACCACCCAACCCACAACCCCAGCACCUACGACAACGGAAGCCACCACCCCAGAACCGACAACCCCUGCAUUUACGACCACGGAACCCACCACCCCAGAAUCCACCACCCCUGCAUCUACGACCACGGAACCUACAACCCCAGAAUCCACAACUCCUGCAUCUACGACCACGGAACCCACCACCCCAGAACCUACAACUGCCGAGCCCACAACCCCUGCACCUACCACCGUGAAACCCACAACACCCGCGCCUGGGUGGCUCGAGAACGGUUGCCCCGUGGACCCCCACAUCCACUGGCUGCUGCCUGUAGAGGGAGACUGCAACGGGUUCUACUACUGCGUGUGGGGAGAACUGGUCCUGAGAGCCUGUCCGCCCACCCUGCACUUUAAUAAGGAUAUCCAGGUCUGCGACUGGCCCGCAAACGCGGGUUGCAAUUCUUCUGUACCUACGACAACACAACCUACCACUCUAGAACCUAAUGCCACUACGCCCACAACCCCUAAAGAUACUACGGUGAAACCCACAACACCCACGUCUGGGUGGCUCGAGAACGGUUGUCCUACGAACCCCCACAUCCACUGGCUGCUACCUGUGGAGGGAGACUGCAACGGGUUCUACUACUGCGUGUGGGGAGAACUGGUGCUUAGGACCUGCCCGCCCACUCUGCACUUCAAUAAGGAACUCCAGGUCUGCGACUGGCCCGCAAACGCUGGUUGCAACUUUUCUUUACCUACAACAACACAACCCACCACUCCAGAACCUAACGCCACUACACCCACAACCCCUACACCAACCACCGUCGAACCCACAACACCCGCGGCUGGGUUCCUCGCGAACGGUUGCCCCGUGGACCCCCACAUCCACUGGCUGCUACCUGUAGAGGGAGACUGCAACGGGUUCUACUACUGCGUGUGGGGAGAACUAGUUCUGAGGGCCUGCCCGCCCACUCUGCACUUCAAUAGGAGAAUUCAAGUUUGUGACUGGCCCACCGAUGCUGGUUGCGUCACAGCGCUGAACAAACACAACAUGGGACAAUACUCUAGACUUUUUGCCACGGAACUUUUCAAGGGCAUAACAAAUUCAAGAAUCUGAACGGAUGCAUAAUUUCGAAAGCGACAAACGCUUUUCAUUUCUUACAUUAAUUAGGUACCUGCAUAAAAUUACGAAAUCGCGAAACAAAUACAACGGAUUAGGAAAGUGUUA